AUGGAGAGGUGUUUCGAGUCGGCCGAUUCAAGAAUCUCACCGCGUGGCUCGCUGGCCUCUCCUUUCCUUCCCCGCACCGCAGGCAGCAAGCGCCAAUCCCGACAGUGCGGAGCUGUGGAUGCAGUGAGCGCCAAUCCCGACAGUGCAGAGCUGUGGAUGCAGGUGGGGGUGGAGCGCAAGGCGCUGGGGCAGCACGAGAGGGCGCACGAGGCGUUCAGCUGCGCCCUGCUGCUGCAACCGGGGAAUGUGGAGGCGCUCAAACGACGAGGUGCGUGGGAUGGGAAAGGAGAGGGCAGGGAUGGCGCACGGGGGCUGAGCGCGUUCAACUGCUUCCGCUUCAAGGACGCCCUCAAAGACCUGCUGCCAGCGCUGCACAUGCUGCCCAACGACGCCGACCUCAACCGAGCCGUGGUGAGACUCGAGACAAGCACCCCAGCCCAGCGCAGCCCAGGUGGGCUGCCAGGCCAGGUGGACUGCCAGGCCAGGUGGACUGCCAGGCCAGGUGGACUGGCAGGCAAGGUCAUCCCACUCCACUCCAGCCAUUCUUCCGCUACACCCACGCCUUCUCCUCCUCUGCCUCUCACCACCGCUUCUCCCACCCGCCCUCCCUACUCCCUCCCCGCUACAGCCAUGCCCCUUCCCCCCCAUCCCCUCCCCCCAUACCCGACUUCUCCCUCCUCCCUACUCCCCCACUCUUCCCCCUCUUUCCCCACUUUUCCCUGUUCCCCCCCCCAGGGAUUUGCAUUGGUGCGGUCGAACCAGUUCAGAGCAGCACAGCCGUACCUGGCGCGGGCGGUGGAGCUGCUGCCAGGGGAUGCGGAUGUGCGCAAGGAGAAGGGGCGCCUGCACCGCCUGCUGGGGGAGACGGAUGAGGCUGAGAGGGACCUUCUGCUCUCGCUCCAGCUCGGACAGUAUAUGCGGCUGUACGACGAGCUGCUCUCCUCACCCGUGCAACCGGACGAGCAGACGUCAUACCGCCACAGGACCUUCUUCCAGCGCCACCUGCUCGCCUACACCGUGUCGCGCCUCGACCUGCCCUUCUCUGCCUUCCGCAUUGAUGACGACCUUGAUGAGGAGUGGCGGGUGAGCGUGGGGGGUGAGAGUGGCGGCCCAAUUCCCCGAAUCAUCCCCACUCCUCCCUGCUCUUCCCCUCUCCUCCCCACCUCUCCCUUCCCCCUCUUCUCUCACCCCUUCUGCACCCCCACCUCCCCCUUCUUCCCCCCCCACGGCCGCCAGGACAAGUGGGCGACGGGGGGCCGGCCGGAGGAGCUGCCGGGCUUUGUCCCGCUGGAGAUCCCCGAGCACCAGUUGCAAGCUGCCACGUGGCAGCGCCUGCCGCGCCUGUCAGGGGCGGCAGUGCAGCUGGUGGAAGCGGCGGACGUGAUUGGUGCUCGCACUCACUACGACACCGAUGGCAUGUUGCAUAACACCCAGCAGCUGCGCAUGGCAGGGCUGGCAGCGCUGGACGUGAUGCAGCAGGUGAGGCGCACGCUGCUGCUCAUCGCGGAUCACAUGCGCAUCGCCCCUUUGCUCUUUGGGCCCGACGGGGGGGAUGGGCACGGUGGGGAUGGGGACGGGGGGAAUGGGGACGGGGGGGAUGGGCACGAAGCCACCCUUCUCCUCCCAUGCCCUUCCGUCCCUCGCAUCCCUGCCUUCUUCCUUUCCUCCCUGCCCUCUUCCUUCCCUCCCUGCCCUCUUCCUUCCCUCCCUGCCCUCUUCCUUCCCUCCCUGCCUUCUUCCUUUUCUCACUGCCCUCUUCCUUCCCUUCCUGCCCUUCCUUCUCUGCCUCAGUCCCCAUCACAGGGCGGUGAGCAUCACAGGGCGGUGAGGAUCACAAGGCGGGGCCCGCUGCAGUCAGAGAGGGCGUUUGACGUGCCUCGCCCCACUCUUCCGCCUUCCAUCCCUCCCUUCCCUCCCCCCUUUCUCUCCCGUCCCUCCCUUCCCUUGUGUCACUCACAGGGCGGUGACCGUCACAAGGCAGGGCCUGUUGCAAGCAGAGAGGGCCUGGAGGCAGCGGAGGAUCACGAGGGGCUCUUCAACGUGAUUGGCCGGGACUUCUACGUGCGUCUGCCGUGCUACAGCCGGGCAUUCCCAGGGUUAGUGUGCCUGCCAUGCUACAGCACGCCACAUCACGCUCAAGAUGCUUUCACGCUCAAGAUGCUUUUCCUCUCAAGAUGCUUUCACGCUCAAGAUGCUUUCAUGCCUCAUCUGCGCCCUUUCCCUUACCUCCCAUGCCAGCUGCAUGCACCUGUUCUGCCUCCCAUGCCAGCUGCAUGCACCUGUUCUGCCUCCCAUGCCAGCUGCAUGCACCUGUUCUGCCUCCCAUGCCAGCUGCAUGCACCUGUUCUGCCUCCCAUGCCAGCUGCAUGCACCUGUUCUGACUCUUAA
Closterium sp. Yama58-4 is the source of this 2388-nucleotide messenger RNA. Lineage: Eukaryota; Viridiplantae; Streptophyta; Zygnematophyceae; Desmidiales; Closteriaceae. The record is from the annotation of a GenBank genome assembly.